Messenger RNA from Laetiporus sulphureus 93-53, 717 nucleotides. RefSeq lists its product as uncharacterized. The transcript is spliced from 3 exons. The coding region runs from base 1 to 717 and encodes 238 amino acids. Lineage: Eukaryota; Fungi; Basidiomycota; Agaricomycetes; Polyporales; Laetiporaceae. The record is from RefSeq and is a predicted model, not a curated record.
AUGUCUAACCCCACCACUCCGACAGACUCCCUAGGCAGAGCAGCCUUGUCUGAUGGGACAGCUACCAGGAGACUUCCAUCGCUCCCACAACUACCCGAACGUGCGGUCACCCCAACUCAGUCCAGUCCUGUCUCUUACAAACGUAGCGGUGAUGGGUUCUUGAUGCCUGAGCCAAAACGCAGCAGGACCCUUGAAGCAUCAACCAAGGAGACGCCUAUAUCUCCUACAUCUCCUCAGCCGAAACGCGGCAACACCACUGAAGCAUCAGCCACCCAGAAGGCUGCGGACGCGGCGCGUGAACUGCAGUUUUAUAUCGGACGUGUGCAAGCUUAUAUAAACUCUAUGAAAGAAGAAGGCGGGGACAGACGUGCUGCCGCGGCAAAAAUCCAAUCCGUUGUGAGCUGCUGGAGAAUGGUUAUGGGCUAUGUUCUCGAAGGACCAGAAUGGAAAUGGACAGAGACGGAGCUCAAGCUGCUCAAUUUCCCUAUUCCGAUUUCAGAGCAGGAAACAGAGGUGCAAGCGGUGAUGUUGAAAGCUGCCAAUGACGCCUACGAUAGCCUCAGCAUGAGUUUGAAACUGAAGCUCUCUCUCGGUUCCCCCUCUGAAUUUGGCAAGCCCGGCCCUGACGGCUGGGAAAAGGGGCAGCGCGAAACCUCUGGGUCCCUUCGUUUGGAUGGUGGGUAUAGACGUGUAAAGCCCGUGCUUCCAGUAGAUUGA